AUGACCACCCACCUCGCCGCCGUCUCCCUCGCAAAAGGCGAGCCCUUCAAACUCCAAGCCCGCCCCACACCAAAACCAGGUCCAGGCGAUCUUCUCAUCGAGGUCAAAUCUGUAGCCCUCAACCCAGCAGACGUCCUCAUGCGUGAUCAAGGUCUCUUGAUACCCAGCUACCCCACGGUCAUGGGUUUCGACAUCUCAGGGAUGAUCCUUGAGGUCGGCGACAGCGUCCCCAUCGCCACAGAUCCAACUCCUGGCCGAUCUCUUCUUCCCGGGGUGCGCGUCGCCGCCUACGUCGCCUUUUUCUGGAAAUCCUGCGACCCUGACUACGGCGCCUUCCAGGAGCGGUGCCUCGUGCCCUGGCAACAUGCCGUGCCUCUACCGGAGGGUAUCUCUUGGAACCAAGCUGCCACUCUACCUGUUGCUGUUCAGGUACCCCUCAGUGCGUGGGAUAUGAUGGGGAUUCCGCGGGGACAAAUUUCUCUUUCUUUUUCCGCUUCCGCUGGCCCAGUCUCUGAUACUAGCGAAACUAGGAAAAAUAAGCAGAAAAAGGAGGCACUUUUGAUCUGGGGCGCUUCCUCUAGCGUUGGCACGAUGGGUGUGCAAACUGCUCGGGUGCUACGGGAGGAUCGCGACUCGUCGUUUGCUGCCGUGUACGCCACGGCUGGUGUGGCGAAUCAUGGGUAUGUAUCCUCCCUAGGCGCAGAUCGUGUCUUCGAUUAUAAAGAGCCGCAGGUUGUGGAUGCAAUUAUUUCAGCGGCUAGAGAGGACGGUCUAGUGAUUCGACACUGCUUUAUUGCUACUGGGCAGCUGGCGCCGUGCCAAGCGGUGCUUAAGGCUUUCUAUGAUGAUCAGGGGGAAGGGCAACAACAGGCAAAGAUUGCGUCGGCACCGGUCAUCCCUGCAGAUGCGGAGGUUGUGAAUGGAGUGGAGACCGUUUUUGUGAUGCCGUCGAUGAGCGAACAGGAGAGAUUGGCUCAGUUUCAAUAUUGGAUGGGGACAUGGUUGAGGGAGAACCUGGCUAUCGGAACCAUCAGGCCGAGUCCUGAGCCGAUGGUUGUGGGAAAGGGUUUGGAGGCUAUCAAUGCUGGGUUGGAUGUGCUACGCCGGGGAGUGAGUUGUUCGAAGUUGGUUGUUGAAGUUGCGGAGUAA
Molecule: messenger RNA, 1149 nt
Organism: Penicillium paradoxum
Lineage: Eukaryota; Fungi; Ascomycota; Eurotiomycetes; Eurotiales; Aspergillaceae
Product: zinc-binding alcohol dehydrogenase family protein
Exons: 1
Coding region: 1-1149 (382 amino acids)
Molecular function (GO): oxidoreductase activity, acting on NAD(P)H
Source: RefSeq, a predicted model, not a curated record